UCUAUUGGAGAUGUUGAUUCAGUUAGAUCUCUUGAUAUGAGCCAUAACCAUCUUUCAUCUCACUACUAUGCUGAGAAUAACAUUGACCAUGCACGACGGAAAGGGUUUAAAAUCAUAAUGACAACCAGCCUAUCAUCUGAUGUACCUGUUGGCUAUUUUUCUUGGGCUGAGUAUGACAUUAUGGCACCGAUGCGACCCAAGACUGAAGAUCCCAUUGCUGCUGCGUUUAUUUCAAACUGUGGGGCACGAAAUUUCCGUCUGCAAGCUCUUAGUAUGCUUGAAAAGAUGGAUGUCAAGAUAGGUUCAUAUGGAAGCUGUCACAAAAACCUUGGUGGUAAUGUGAACAAAGUAGAAACCUUAAGGAGAUACAAAUUCAGUUUGGCUUUUGAGAAUUCUAAUGAGAAGGAUUACGUUACAGAGAAAUUCUUCCAGUCUCUUGCUGCAGGGGCAGUCCCAGUGGUUAUUGGCGCCCCGAAUAUUCAAGAUUUUGCUCCCUCUAAUGAUUCUAUAUUACACAUUAAAUCUCUUGAUGACAUUCCAUUAAUUGCUCAGAAAAUGAAAUAUCUUGCAUCAAAUCCUGAAAAUUUUAACUACUUACUGAGAUGGAAGUAUGAGGGUCCAUCAGACUCUUUUAAUGCUCUAGUAGACAUGGCAGCCGUGAAUUCAUCUUGUAGGCUUUGCAUUCAUAUUGCAACUAUGAUCCACCAAAAAGAGGAAAGCAAUCCCCAUUUCAGAAACCGCUCAUGCAAGUGCCAAAGCAGCAAAGGAACUAUAUAUCAUUUGUAUGUAAGAGAGAGAGGUCGUUUUAAGAUGGAAAGU
Molecule: messenger RNA, 819 nt
Organism: Dendrobium catenatum
Lineage: Eukaryota; Viridiplantae; Streptophyta; Magnoliopsida; Asparagales; Orchidaceae
Product: glycoprotein 3-alpha-L-fucosyltransferase A-like
Cellular component (GO): membrane
Molecular function (GO): fucosyltransferase activity
Source: RefSeq, a predicted model, not a curated record